This is a messenger RNA of Cygnus olor (mute swan), 8240 nucleotides long. RefSeq names its product extracellular leucine rich repeat and fibronectin type III domain containing 2 (gene ELFN2). Lineage: Eukaryota; Metazoa; Chordata; Aves; Anseriformes; Anatidae. Gene Ontology annotation, cellular component: plasma membrane. Gene Ontology annotation, molecular function: protein binding. The record is from RefSeq and is a predicted model, not a curated record.
GGAAGAAGUGGGACAGUCGCUCAUGAGCAUCAAAGAAGAUUCUCUGUCCUCAGUCUGAAUUUCUGUUUAGAAAAGAAGCACAAAGUGUUCCCUUCCAGACCACUCAUCCUUGGUGGCAGCUUUUGGGUGUGCUGGAAGCAAACUGCAUGUAUCCUCCCUGCUCUGUGCUCCUGGCUUGACCCAGAGGGCAAGAAGAAAUGAUGGCGUUGACACCCAAUAGGACUGGGGUGCUCAUGCACUUCUGUUGCUAAACCCCUUUUUACUACCCCCCUUUCUCUUUCCUCUGCCCCUAAUUUUCCUUUUGCUGUGGUCCUGGAAUUCGUAUUUUUUGUUACUUUUUUUUACUUUUUUUCUUUUUCUUUUUUUUUUUUGGCCUGAUGAGGGCACCACUGCAGACCAUGAUGUGCCUGGGGUUGUGGGCAGCUGCCUUGCUCUGCUUGUUUUCCCCCGGCACUGUGCGAGGUGACUGCUGGCUGAUCGAGGGGGACAAAGGUUAUGUGUGGCUGGCCAUCUGCAGCCAGAACCAGCCCCCAUAUGAGACCAUCCCCCAGCACAUCAACAGCACGGUGCAUGACUUGCGUCUGAACGAGAAUAAGCUCAAAGUGGUGCUGUACUCCUCCCUCAACCGCUUCGGCAACCUGACCGACCUGAACCUGACCAAGAACGAGAUCUCCUAUAUUGAGGAUGGGGCUUUCAUGGGCCAGACAAACCUCCAGGUCUUGCAGCUGGGCUACAACAAACUCACAAAUCUGACAGAGGGCAUGUUGAGGGGCAUGGCCCGGCUCCAGUUCCUAUUCGUGCAGCACAACCUGAUAGAGCUGGUCACCCCUACUGCCUUCUCUGAGUGCCCCAGCCUGAUUAGCAUCGACCUGUCGUCGAACCGUCUCAGCCGCCUGGAAGGCAACACUUUCACCAGCUUGAGCAAUCUGAUGGUGUGUGAGCUGGCGGGCAACCCCUUCAACUGUGACUGUAGCCUCUACAGCUUUCUUAACUGGCUGGCUCUCUUCAACAACGUCACCAAGAACUAUGACCGGCUCCAGUGUGAGACGCCGCGGGAGUUUGCUGGGUACCCGCUCCUGGUACCUCGGCCUCACCACAACCGCAAUGCCAUCACCAUCUUCCAGUCCAUGUGCAGAGGUGGCACCAUCCCCUCUCUCUCCAGGGUUAACCCCACCCCUUAUACCCCCGACUCCCAGCGAGACUUGGAUGAGGGCUCAGCCAUCAGCCCUGGGGACUUCCUCUCUGUCAAGCCUCCAGCCUCCUCCACCACUGACUCCUCCUUCAGUCCCAGCAUCAAGCUCCACGAUGUCACCAUCACCUCAGCCAUCCUGAUGGUAACCAUCCCCAUGCCCUACAGUAAGAUGUAUGUGCUGGUCCAAUACAACAACAGCUACGUUUCUGACAUUGCGACACUGAAGAGCAAGAAGGAAUAUGUCACUGUCAACAAGUUGAAGGCCCACACUGAUUACACUUUCUGUGUGGCCUCCAUCCGCAACAACAGGCGCUACAACCACACUUGCCUGACCUUUGCAACCAGGAGCAAAGGCAGGGAGGACCCCAUUUCCAGUACUUCCACCACCACACACUAUAUCAUGACCACCCUGGGUUGCCUCUUUGGGAUGGUCAUUGUCCUGGGGGUGGUGUACUACUGCCUGCGGAAGCGGAGGAUGCAGGAAGAGAAACAGAAGUCCCUCAAUGUCAAAAAGACCAUCCUGGAAAUGCGUUAUGGGUCAGAUAUUGAUACCAGUACCAUGGUCCAUCCUUCCCAGAAACUGGGUGAGCCACCAGUGAUCCCUGUCUCACGGAUGUCCUCCAUCCCUUCCAUGAUUGGGGAGAAGUUACCCCCACCAAAGUCAAUGGAGGCUGGUAUGGAGACCCCCAAAGUCACCACUAAAGGCAACUACAUUGAGGUGCGGACUGGUGGUGGGGAUGGUCUGGAACGGACCCAGCGGGAUGAGGACCUGAGGGAGCUUGACAAUGGGCAAGGCUCAGCUGCUGAGAUCUCUACUAUUGCCAAGGAGGUAGACAAGGUCAACCAGAUCAUCAACAACUGUAUUGAUGCCCUCAAGCUGGACACGGCCUCUUUCUUGGGUGGUGGGACUGGCGUAGACUCAGACAUGGCCUUUGAGUGCCAGUCCAUACCUGCCAGUUCCUCGGGUGGGCUAGAGCGGCCCAGCUUUCUUUCCCCACCCUACAAGGAAAGUUCCCACCACCCUUUGCAGCGCCAGCUCAGUGCUGAUGCUGCCGUGGCCAGAAAGACCUGCAGCGUCUCCUCCAGUGGCUCCAUCAAGAGCGCCAAGGUCUUCAGCCUGGAUGUGCCUGACCACCCACCACUGAGCAAGUCUGACUCCAAAUACAUUGAGAAGGGCAGCCCACUCAACAGCCCUUUGGAUCGUCUUCCCUUGGUGUCCCCGGGCGCCAUCCACCACUUGGAGGUCAAGCCUUCGUACCACUGCAGUGAGCACCGACACUCCUUCCCGGCCCUGUACUACGAGGAAAGUGCUGACACCUUGAGCCAGCGCGUGUCGUUCCUCAAGCCACUCUCCCGCUCGAAGCGAGACUCCACGUAUUCCCAGCUCUCCCCCAGACACUACUUCUCGGGUUACUCCUCCAGCCCUGAGUACUCAUCGGAGAGCACCCACAAGAUCUGGGAGCGAUUCCGGCCUUACAAGAAGCACCACAGGGAGGAGGUUUACAUGGCGGCUGGGCAUGCCCUGCGGAAGAAAGUUCAGUUUGCCAAGGACGAGGAUCUGCAUGACAUCCUGGAUUACUGGAAAGGAGUCUCUGCUCAGCAGAAGCUGUGACUCUCCCCGUAUUCUUUUCCUAAGGAACAAUACAAACAAGACCCCCCCCCACAACCAGAAAAAAAAUGCCCCUUGACUGUGAAAAAUAAACCAACAACAAAAUACUCCCGACAAAUACAAACUGACAGAAUUGUUUCUUAAAGUGUUACAACACAGAAAAACUCUCCACACACAGACACACACACAUAUGCCGAAUUGUCUCUACUGUGUUACGGGGACCAUUGUUCUGCCUGCAGAUGGUUGGGAGGAGAGUCCUGCUCUGACACUGUGGUAACAAACACUGGAGUGCGGUGUGGGUGCACUGGGAGGGGGUGGCAGUGGUGGCAGGGGAUGGGCAGGGACAGACACUCACCGGGCAUGGAACUCAGCUGUGAACUAUUGCUCUUUCUGUUCCUCUUGCUGCUUGAGAGAUGAUUUUUUGUUUUAGUGGGAGGGAGAACUUCGGUUUAGAGAGCUUCUCUGCCCACUUCCUACACCUACUUUUCCAAAUUUCUGUCACAUUAGUUUCCCCCCCCCCCCCCCCCCCCAUAUCCUUUGGCAGUCGAGGCUUUUCUCUCUCUUCUGUCCCUUUGCCAAGUUAGGUGGGAUUUGUUGGAAGAAGUUCUCUCACUCCUUUUCCUUUUCCUCUUCCCUACCCCAUCUCCCUAGGCUUGCACUUUUUGUCUAGAUAUUUCAGGAACCUCCAUCAUCCUCAGAGGAAGGAGAGUGUGAUGGACAGGAGGUAGACUUGCCACACAACAGGCUCUGUGACCUUGCUGCUCUCCCCUCUCCCCUUCUCCCACCAUGCUAUUGAUGUUGAACACCAGUGAUCCUGGAGUGAUAGGCCUGCUUAGAGCCAGUUAUCUGCCAGUCCUGAGGGGGUAUGUCUGUGCUCUUUUGCACAUCAAAUCAGGUCCUCAAGGAAAUGUAGAUGAGGAGUCAUGAAGGUCUAGUCUUUCAGAGGUGCAAAGGGUUCCCAUGUCUUCAUGGGUGUCAGUCAUAGGUCAUGGGUCCUAUCAUUUCCCACCAUGCACACCCAUGCUGAGGCUGACCUGAGGAGUAGGUUUGGUACACUGCUUUACCUCCCUUACGAUGAGGAAGGACCUGGAAAGGAGCUAAGCAGAACAACUUGUAUGUGAAACUUCUGCAGUUCUUCCCAGCUGACUUGCAUCAUGUUGGGAGAGGGGGUAGAAGAGCAUCAGGACAUCCUCCUUGCUUUCCUCAGGAGAGCUGAGUGCAAAAAUAGGGUUUCUAUUGCUUAGAAAGCACUGGUGUUCAUAGGAAAAGACACCGAGUGGCUUCCACUUGCAUAGGCCAUGGAUACUUUGGCAUGAUAGGAGGAUAGCAUAGGGUGAAGGCAAAAGCACAGGAAAUAAAAGGGAUGUGAGAGUGGGCCUGGGAGCAGCCCAGUAAGGUUGGCUCCAAGAGAAGCUCCCUUUGUGUGUGCAGCCAUAUGGUAUGCUGGAUAGAGGAUGCUGGCCUCUGGAUAGCAGUGUUCCUCUGAAUACUUAAGAGCCCUUAAUACUUAAGAGUCAGAACAAACUUACCACCUCCUAAAUCCUCCACCUCCUCACAGUUAGCGGUGACAGACUUUUCUUAGGGACUCUUUAACAUCUUGUCAAAAAACCCACAAGUUUUCCUUGCUAGGUCCCAGCCUCUCUCCCUUGGAUAAAAGAGCUGCCACAGUGUUGGGAAUGAGCAUAUUGCCCUCUCCACUUCAUCCUGUUUCUGAGCAGCCCAACAAAGCACAAUCGUGGCACCCUCUCUCCCAGAGUUUCCUUGUCAGGCAGGGGUGGCUGCCUGCUGAGUGCAUCUUUAGUGCAUUUUUUAUGCAGCACUGUGGGCUUCCUCUCCAUGAGCUGCACACCCCAAUCGCUCUUGACUAUCGUUCACACCUACCAGGAUGAGAGUGAGGGCCUGUGCUGUGUUGGCCUUUCCCAAGUGGCUAUUUCCUUUCUGAGGUGCUCCUCUGGAGCUCCAAUGUGUUUGGGGGCCCUGGGAAAACGGGUGUGAAGUACCUUCUCUGGGAGUUGUUUACGUGCUGCCUGCACAUUAUCUGUCAGGUAAUGGUGUUGCCAGCUCUGGCAGCUGGUUUCAGUGCUGGAGGUAACAUAGCUUCAUCUUCUAAAAGUGAGGAGGAGCAGUAGGCAGAGCCUGGUGUGCAAAAAUCAGAGUGGUACACCUCAAGGUCUAAACCUGUGAAGAUCCUUAGCAUCCCUUCCUCGUAGGGAUGCUGAGAGUAACAAUCCUAAGCCAGCUCUGGAUCCUAUAGCCUCAGCCUCCUUCACUGUCAGCCACAUUCCCCACAGCCAGAGCAUCAUCUUGCUUUGAGUUCAGAGGUAUCUGUGGGACUGACUCCACCCUGUAAGAGUCAGUGCAAUGCAGCAGAAGGGUGUGUGUGCAGAAUGAUGAAGGACAUCGCUGCUGCUGGGUUUUUCCUCCAUGUUGGGACAAUGCAGCAAAGCAAGGCAGGCAAAUGCUGUGAGAGGUGCUUAGGCACAGCAGAGACCUCUCCAGCUGCCAUGUGGAACAGGCCCAGUGGUCUUCCAGAGUGGCAGCUGUCCGAACUGGAAAGACUAAUGGCUGGGGCACAGAAUUGGACAGGAACAGGAGGAUGUCAGGCACAGGGGGAUGGAGUCCUGUUCCGCUCCCCACCUCUUCCCUCCCUGUGCUUCUCCCCUGCUUUAUGGUCUUGUAAUGAGUUCUGCUCAUAUAGGUUUUUGGGGGAAGCCUUAACCUGUAAUGGUUUCUGCUCCCUCUGCUCAUCACCCCAGCAAGGCAGAGUGGUCAGGAAUACAAGUGUCAUCAAGCCCUUCUUUUGCCUGUGGUAGGGUAAGGCUGGGUGCGGGGGCUAAGCCAUUUCUCUCCCCACUGUAGCCCUCCACUCCAAACCAGUGGGUGAAGUUUGCACAAGAUGGACUGUUCUGUGGGAGGAAGAGGGCAAGGAAGGGGAACAAAGUGUCCCACCUUCCUUCCUCCUCCCUUCUUCCUUGUCCUGCUCCUUCCCCAGGGAUGAGGGCUCACGAAGUGAUGCCAGCCCUGUUGGAGGAAAGCAGAUUUAACGUUUAUUUGCAUGAUGAUUUUACUGUAUUUUUCUGAGCAAACCCUGUUGUAUAUGUGCCAGUUUGUUGGAAUUUAACCUCCUCCCCAAAGUCUCACCCAUCCUUGUCCCUGUUUUCCGUGCACCUUUCCUUCAUCCCUGAUGUGAUUUUAUGAGAGACUCCUGCCAGUUUGGGAGGGAACACAACCCCAAGAGAUCCCAACCCAAUUAGCCUCAUAAAAAGCUCCCCCUCCUCUUUUCACUGCCCCUUCCCCUUGCCCUAAAUGUGGUCUCUUAGCCGCUUUUCAGGAUUGUGUGUAUGAAGGGGGAUGUGUUGUAUACCAAAGGCCUGUUCUUUCUAGUGGUCAUCAUUUCUCCUAAUUAUUUAGAAAAAGGAGUGAGGUCCAUCGAGACAGAUCUCAUAAGAGAAAUGGUCACUACCAUCCAUCUGCUCUGGUUUCACCUUCCCCAGAUCUACAGGCAAGGCCAUUCUUGGGGAGCAAGGACUACCUCACCUGAAGAGAAGCCUCUGUCACAGUAAAAGCUUGAUUUGGAGCCUGGUGCAGUCGCUGGAAGACCUCCCACCACCUUCCUCUCAUUGAUUGCAGGAGGCUCUGGGUCAGGUCUGUCCUACUCCUCCCCUCCUGUGGGUGGCCCUGGCAGAGGGCAGGGCCUGAUGACAACUCUAAGACCUCCAUGGUGGGAAAAGGCUCAAAGAAAGCCUGAAGUCUCUAAGCCCUCUAUGGCCGGCUCACCCCUGCCUUCUCCCAGGGCAAAGUGAAUCCAUGGGGCAGAACCAGGAUCAGCCCCCUUCACAUUUUAUUUCUGGGUUGGUGACUCCCAACAGGGAAAAUCAAGGGUUUAGUUCGCCUCACUGAGAAGAGCGGAGGGUGAGGAAUGAGAAGGGAUGCUGACCUGCCCUUUCCCCCAAGAACAGGCCCAGGGGAGCUGUGCUAGAUUCCCACACCCAUGAGAAUGAACAUGAGACCCUAGGUGUGCUGUUCCCAUGGUGCAGAGCCCUUCCCCACCCCUGCGGGUGCUGCCCCAGCUCCUGCUCCAGUGCCACGUUCCCCUCGCCCGUUCCCCACUCUUCCGUGCUGAAUAAAUCCCUCCCGAGGCAGGUGUGAAAUAUUCAUGACUGACAAAUGAAGAUUUAUGUCAGGCUGAGGAGGCUGUGUGUUUGCAAUGCUAAUCACCUGCCUUCCUGGAGGAGGCUCUGCCAGGAAGGCUUGGGGGAAGGAGGGGGAGAUGCAGGAGGGAAAAAGGAGCCAAGGAAGAGAAAGAAGGGGCAGAGACAGCAGUGAGGAGGGUCUGCUGUACUGAAGGACCAAGGGAUGGGGGGCGCUAGGAGGAAACAGGGAGGGAGGGGACAGAGAAGAGGGAUAGGAUGGAAGGAACAGGGAAGAGAUGGACGCACAUGGAAGAAUAAGAAAGAAAGGACCAGUGAGAGAAAGGACUGAAUGCACAGGCGGUAUAGGAGGUGGGGAGUAAGUCAGUGCCUGAAGAGAAAGCUGGACAGACUUCAUGAUGAGCUGUGGCCCCUCUCUGUAGGGCAGAGCUCAGCGCUACAGGUCGGGCAGCUGCCACACAGGCAGGAGCUGGAGCCACGGCCCCGAAAGCACAUUUGCCAUGCUUGUUGCUGACCGGAGAGCUCGGCUGCGUCUGGAAGCACCCACGGCCUCUGGGUGAACCUGGAACUCCCCUCCUCCCCACAGCCACCACCUCCUUCGCACAAGCUGCAUUCAUGGCCACGUCCUCUUGCAGGAGCCAGCCUGCUGCUGAUGUCCACCCCUGAGCAGGAGGGAGCAUCUUCGGGGUGACUCAGUGUGGGAAAGACACUGAGCGCCACCCUCCACCGGGCGGGGGUCUCCGGGGCUGGAGGAUCCUGCCCCACCUCAGCUGCCUCCUCCCUACCCUGGUGAGGCAGGUUUUUGGGGUUUUUUUUGCCCAAAGAAGGGGCAGAGGGGGGUGUCUGUUGCCUCCCCCAUACACACACACGCACCCUGUCCCUCCAGCCACUUUGCUCUUGUGCUGUGAGGAGCUUUCUUCAUCUGCCUCCCCAUUUCUUCCCCUGCCUUGUGCUGUGGGAAGCUCUCCCUAUACCUCUCCCCAUGCAGCUCUGGCCAUGGCAGCUCUAACCCACCCCCAUUCAACCCUUCUCCUCUUUCCCCCUCUCACGAGUCCCCCUUUCGUCCGCCCCAUCCUCACGUGUUUGGCUUGGCCUUCGCCUCCCCGUUACCACCACCGCCACUGUGAGGCCUUGCUCUUCGGUGGCCUGCUCCCACCGCCUGCUCUCCCCCUGUCCCUGGGGGGAAGAAGGAGCCGGCUGGGUCAGGCAAGGUCCAACCAGGGCUGGUACCGCUGGUCCAUCCACAAGCACAGCACCUGGGGCGAGGGGGUGGGAAGGGGUGGGCAGC